CAUGCUAGUCCGUCGGUUUGGUGAGGCCGGUGAAAGGGAUGUAAUUAGUCGUACGCAAAGCAAUUUCGCUCGCGUAAAUCAUUGUCAAUCCUCUACCUUAAACUCGUGAUAUUUUCCCAUUCGGGCAGCGAGCAUCCAGACUCCACCGGUAUACAGAACCAACGCCGGAGAAAGGUCAGCUCAGUCCUCACGUUCCUACUUCCCGAGUCCCGAAACAUCAUCAGUUCAUCACCACAUCCACUCCCGUCAUCUAUUCUCAAACUUCGCAAUCCCGUGCUCUAUCCUAUCCAAAGCACCACAUUGUUUAUUCAUUCAGCUUCGUCGACCAAGUCCCAAAUCCCACUUCUUUUUCUCCUCCUCUCCGUCAGGAUAGUUACGGGCGCAGCGGUCGCGACUCGCGAGGAUGGUGUCCAAGAUCAAGCGCCUCCCGACGCUGGCCAAGGUGGCCCUGCUGCUCCUCGUCCUGCUCCUCCUCCUCGCCGCCAUCCUGCUGCUCAUCUUCCUCGUCCCGCGCCGCCGCACGGCGCCGCUGCCGCCCCCCGCGGCGCCCCCGGGCCCGGCGGACAACUGCUCCUCCGACCGCGCCGUGGCGUUCGACUUCUCCCCGUUCCUCGUCCAGUACAGGGGCGGCUGCGUCCACCGGAUGGACGGCACCGCGCGCGUCCCCGCCGGCGUCGACGCGGCCACCGGGGUGACGUCCAAGGACGUCGUCAUCAACCACGUGACCGGCCUCGGGGCCAGGAUGUACCUGCCGCCGAAGCUGGCAGCCGGUGGCAAGAAGGAGAAGGAGAAGGAGAAGGACCUGCCGGUCGUGGUGUUCUUCCACGGCGGCGCGUUCGUUAUCAUGACGCCGUUCGAGCCCAAGUACCACGACUACCUGAACGCGCUGGUGGCCAGGGCGCGCGUGGUGGCGGUGUCCGUGGACUACCGCCUGGCGCCGGAGCACCCGCUGCCGGCCGCCUACGACGACUCGUGGGCGGCGCUCAACUGGGCCGCCAGGAACGCGGACGCCGGGCCGGAGCCGUGGCUGCGGGACCGCGGGAACCUCUCCCGCCUCUUCCUCGCGGGCGACAGCGCGGGCGCCAACAUCGCGCACAACAUGGCGAUGCGCGCCGGGAGCGGGAGCGGGCUGGAGGGCGGCGCGGCCAUCCUGGGCGUGCUGCUCCUGGACCCCUACUUCUGGGGGAAGCGGCCCGUGGGCGCGGAGACGAGGGACCCGGCGACGCGGCGGCGGUACGAGGAGACGUGGUCGUUCGUGUGCGGUGGGCGGUACGGCAUCGACGACCCGCUGAUCAACCCGCUGGCGGCGCCGGCGUCGGCGCUGCGGAGGCUGGCGUGCGCCCGCGUGGCGGUGACCACGUCGGGGCUGGACAACUUCGAGGCCCGCGGGGAGGCGUACGCCGCGGCGCUCAACGGCAGCGGGUGGCGCGGCGAGGUGGUGCGGUACGAGACCGCCGGCGAGCGGCACGUCUACUUCCUGGACCAGCCCGCCAGCCCCAAGUCCGCCAGGGAGCUGGCGUUCGCGGCCGCGUACCUGAGCCGGGAGUAGGACACGGACGCAUUGGUGUUGGUGGGGUGGGAUGGGUCGGUUGGAAUUGGAUCGUCGUGCAGUGAGUGCAGCGGUGCACGUGAGAUCGCGAGGAUUGGUUGAUGAUCGCCGUACAUGAUUGAUUAGCUACUCCGAUUAACUAUCACUGUAGUGGUACAUACUGUUGCUUUUUGUUUGCUUGCGCUUCGAUUAUUGUUGGGUUCAUGGCGAGUCUGGUAAAGUGUGCGUGGAUACGGAAACUCCGUUGAUCUUUGGUGAAAGAUGUAAGUCGGAAGGUGCGUGGCAUCGAUGCUUUCCCCGA
Messenger RNA from Aegilops tauschii subsp. strangulata, 1850 nucleotides. RefSeq names its product probable carboxylesterase 2. Gene Ontology annotation, molecular function: hydrolase activity. The record is from RefSeq and is a predicted model, not a curated record. NCBI's taxonomy places the organism in Eukaryota, Viridiplantae, Streptophyta, Magnoliopsida, Poales, Poaceae.